This is a messenger RNA of Salvia hispanica, 3084 nucleotides long. NCBI's taxonomy places the organism in Eukaryota, Viridiplantae, Streptophyta, Magnoliopsida, Lamiales, Lamiaceae. The record is from RefSeq and is a predicted model, not a curated record.
UUGAGAUGCAGAAGUCGUCUGAAGUCGUCUACAACUUGGAAUGAUAAAACUAGAGACGCAGAAGUGAGAUGCAUAGAGAGGGAGAGAGAAGCUCUUCUAAGCUUCAAGAAUGGCCUCAUCAAUGACGACGGAUUUCUCUCCUCGUGGGAAAGCGACGAAUGCUGCAAAUGGUAUGGUGUUGAGUGCAGCAACACCACUGACCACGUCAUCGCCCUCCAACUUAAUACUACUUACUAUGAUGGUGUAUUGCAAGGUGAGGUUGGUUCUUCCUUGCUUGAGUUGCAUCAUUUAAACUAUCUUGACCUCAGUUACAAUGAUUUUGGAGGCAAUCCAAUCCCAAAAUUCAUUGGUUCCAUGAAACAGUUACAACACUUGUAUCUCGGGAGUUGUAACUUUGGUGGGAUUGUUCCUCCUCAGAUAGGGAACCUUACCAACCUACGCUCACUUGAUCUCUCAGAAAACACUUUGAGGAUUGAGAAUCUCGAUUGGCUUUCAAGUCUCUCUUUGUUGUCUUUUCUUAGUUUGAGCCAAAUCGACUUGAGUCAAACUAACUGGCUGCAGCAUAUCCUGAGCCUUCACUCCCUCCAUGAAUUGCAAUUGAACUCUUGUAACAUAAGCACAGCUCUAGUGGAACCAUCUACUAAUUCUUCUUCUACGUCACUUUCUAUCGUUUCUUUGUCAGAUAAUAAGCUCACUUCUUCCUCAUUCCCAUCGUUAUCUAACAUAAGCAGAGCUCUAGUUCAUCUAGACAUUUCAGGGAAUGCUUUAGGAGGCCCAAUUCCUGACGCACUCAUAGAGAGAUUGGUGCUUAUAGAGUAUCUUGAUCUUUCUAAUAACACGCUUGAAGGUCAAAUCCCAAAAUCCUUGCUCAAUCUAAGUCAUCUGUGCGUCUUAGUCCUUUAUAAAAAUAACUUAAGAGGAAACCUUGAAGAGUUGUUCGGAAGUAAACCUGCCAAAGGAAUAUUGAAAUCGCUCCAGAUUGUGGACUUGGCUGAAAAUGAACUCCAUGGAUCUGUGCCGGACCUGAGAGCAUUUUCUGCAUUGACGGAAGUAUACCUUGGUGGAAACAACUUCACAGGCUCCAUUCCUCUAAGUAUAGGCCAACUCUCUGAACUUCAGGUUCUAGAUCUUUCUACUAAUUCUUUGAAUGGCGUAGUCUCAGAAUCCCACUUCGACAAGGUUGGCAAGUUGAAGGAACUAGAUUUAUCCUUCAAUUCAUUGAUAUUGCAUUUUGCUCCUAAUUGGAUUCCAACUUUUCAGUUGGAUUUUAUAUUGUUAGCAGGAUGCAAUGUGGGCCCAUCUUUCCCAAAAUGGAUUCAAACUCAGAGAAAUUUCUCAGUUCUUGAUCUCUCUAAUGCUGGUAUAAUAGGUGAAGCGCCAACAUGGUUGUGGAGCAUUUCACCUUUGUUAGUGAGCUUAUUUCUUUCCAGCAAUCAAAUUAGUGGCACUAUUCCCAAUCUCUCAUCCACUUCCAUCACACUUUUAGAUCUUAGUAACAAUAGUAUCUCAGGACCUAUUCCAUUACUCUAUGCCAAUACUAUUAUUGUUCAGCUGAGUGGAAAUAUGUUCUCUGGUUCAAUCUCAUCUAUUUGCAAAACUCGCCAUGAUCAGCUUGGUGCCCUUGACCUCUCCAAUAACGAGUUGUCUGGAGAGAUUCCCAACUGCUGGGAGAAAAUGCCAAACUUGAAUAUUCUCCAUUUGGCUAACAACAGGUUUUGGGGUGAAAUUCCUCACUCUUUGGGGUCUUUACACAACCUCACUGCACUGCAGUUGCGAGGUAAUAGUUUAUCUGGAGAGUUUCCUUCCACUUUGAGAAGUUGCCAUAGUUUGCAGUUAUUUGAUGUUGCAGAGAAUGAGUUAACAGGAGACAUCCCUACUUGGUUUGGUGAAAUGUAUAAAAUGACAUUUCUAAACCUUGGCAGAAACAAAUUGCAUGGUAGUAUUCCUUUUGAGAUAUGCAAUCUUACUCAUAUUCAAAUUCUGGACUUGUCCAGAAACAACUUGUUUGGGAAGAUUCCAGAUUGUUUCAGCAAUUUUACUUCAUUGGCUCAAAUCAAUACGCCGGCUGAUAUUAUGCGUACAAGUUAUCUUACUCGUGUCAAAUACAAUGAUGAUCUUCCAAAUGUUGUUAUCGUAAGGUACUUUGAGUCUUUGUUAAUUCAGUGGAAGGGCCAGAAAUCAGAAAAUAGGAAAAAUCUCGCGCUUCUCAAACUCGUUGAUUUUUCAAGCAAUAAAUUGAGUGGAAGCAUUCCUCAAUCAUUUUCCAGUAUGAGGGGAUUAAUUUCCUUGAACCUAUCAUCGAAUAGUUUCACAGGAAGUAUAAUUCCAAAUAUUGGUGAGAUGGGAAUGUUAGAAAGUCUUGAUCUAUCAAACAAUCAAUUGUCUGGGAAAAUACCCACAAGCUUGGCACAAUUACACUACUUGGCUGUUCUUGAUUUGUCGAACAACAAUUUGUCCGGAAAAAUUCCACCAAGUACUCAACUCCAGAGCUUCAAAGCAUCUUCUUACGCCAAGAACAAGGGACUCUGUGGCCUCCCACUAGCGUUGUGCCCCGGCGAUAGCUUGAGGCCGUCCACCACUAAUCCGGGGGAAAACGUGAAUAAGAAAGGCGGCAGCCACUCUUUUAUGCAAGAAGUGGCCAUAUCAAUGGGCUUUGGUUUUAUAUUUGGAUUUUGGGGAGUGGUUGGUACCUUCGUACUGAAGAAAUCGUGGAGAAUUGCAUUCUUCAACUUCUUUGAUGAUGUUGGAGAUUGGUUCUAUGUGAGGAUCGCUAUAUUUGUGUCAAAAAUGAGAAGAUGCUGAAAUGCUAGAGGUGGACAAGCUGGUAGAUGGAACAAGAAGAAGGAACAACUAUUGCUUAUGAAUAGUUUUGGUACCUUUAAUUAUAGUCCCUGGUUUAAGUGCUUUAAUUUCCUAGUACAUUUUAUGAGUGUUGGUAAUGUAUUAUGAUUAGUGAUGAUGUAAUAGUGUGUGUACUUUAUUGUCAAAUAAAGUGUUUUUCCUACUUUUUGUUAUCAUGAUGUUAUAUUAUAGAAUGCCUUUGGUUUUAUAUUUGGAUUUUGGGGAGUUGUUGGUUGUUUCAUA